AUGACAGAUAAUAAGGAGGAGAAUCCACCCACUGUGGAGACAGAAGAAACGUCAGCCUCUGAUUCCCUAAUGGCAGAUCUGACUUGCAAGGCUGGUAACAAAACAUGUACCAGUUUAGGAGCAGUUGGGAGUGCUUCAGGAGUCAUGCUUUGUGAUAUUUGCUGCAGUGAACCUGGUUUCUGCCGAGAUUGUUGUUGUAUUCUUUGUUGUAAGACCGUAAGUUCAUCUUAUGGUGGGUAUAGUUAUAUUAGGUGCCAAGCAUUACUAAAUGGCUAUGCUUGUGGUCAUGUUGCCCAUUUAAACUGUGGUCUCCGGGCUUAUAUGGCUGGUACAGUUGGGGGGACUAUUGGUUUGGAUGCAGAGUACUAUUGCAGGCGUUGUGAUUCAAGGUUGGAUCUUGUUUCACAUGUCAAAAAACUUCUAAAGACCUGUGAAUCUGUCGACUCUCGGGAUGACAUUGAAAUGAUUCUGAGUGUUGGCAUAUCUAUUCUGCGUGACUCUCGGAGAGCUAGUGCGAAACAGUUGUUGGAUCAGAUCUCAUUGGCAAUGUCAAAGCUCAGAAAGGGUGCAGACCUUGAAGAUGUCUGGAAGAAGGAAGAAAUAGUUGAAGUUACAGAAGAGAAUGGAGCUUUGGAACUUGAGAAUCACAAGGAUCCUCCUGCAAACAGAUUCCUACAGCCACUUUUAUCUUCGAAGUUUGAUCAUCGAGUGGAAACUCUGGUACUGGAGGACGAAAUCGAUCAGAUUCUAAUGGCAUUAAAGAAGUCGCAGGAGUCUGAAUACAGACUUGCAGAGGAAGCCCUUUCUGUCCAGAAGAACUGCAUUCAAGAUUUGUAUCAACAGCUUGACCAUGAGAGAUCCACACUUUCACAGCGUGCGCCCUCUCCUGAUGCAGAUUCCGUACUUGAUUCCUUCCUUAGCAAGGUGGACCAUUUGAAACAAGAGAUAAGGAAAUUCAAGGACAUGAAAGAAGUGGCAAAGAGAUUUGGAAGAACUCCCAAACAUAUUCUCAAGGAUCACUUUAAAUUGGAAACUGAAAAUUGA
Molecule: messenger RNA, 1044 nt
Organism: Coffea arabica (coffee)
Lineage: Eukaryota; Viridiplantae; Streptophyta; Magnoliopsida; Gentianales; Rubiaceae
Source: RefSeq, a predicted model, not a curated record